Molecule: messenger RNA, 1090 nt
Organism: Lotus japonicus
Lineage: Eukaryota; Viridiplantae; Streptophyta; Magnoliopsida; Fabales; Fabaceae
Product: N-alpha-acetyltransferase MAK3
Exons: 4
Coding region: 16-669 (217 amino acids)
Biological process (GO): N-terminal peptidyl-methionine acetylation
Cellular component (GO): NatC complex
Molecular function (GO): protein-N-terminal amino-acid acetyltransferase activity
Source: RefSeq, a predicted model, not a curated record
AAAAUAAGGCCCACAAUGGAACAACCCAAGGCCCAUUCCAUUUUGUCCGUGGAAGCCACACCUACACUUCCUUUAUGCAAGAAAUCAAGAAACGCAGGUGGUAGAAGAAAACGAAGCACCAUGGAAAAGAGCAGCGAAGACGACGCUGCAGAAAUCGAGACGGUGGAGUUCGCCGCAUCGGAGAUCGAGUACGUCAGUUACGGCGGCGAGCACCACCUCCCUCUCGUCAUGAACCUCGUCGACCAAGAGCUCAGUGAACCUUACUCCAUCUUCACGUACCGUUACUUCGUCUAUCUCUGGCCUCAGCUUUCUUUCCUGGCUUUCCACAAGGGGAAAUGUGUAGGCACGGUGGUGUGUAAGAUGGGGGAGCACCGUAACACUUUCAGAGGCUACAUUGCAAUGCUGGUUGUGAUCAAACCCUAUAGAGGAAAAGGAAUUGCGACGGAGCUUGUUACUAGGUCUAUUCAGGUGAUGAUGGAAUCAGGUUGUGAAGAGGUUACAUUGGAAGCGGAAGUUACAAAUAAAGGAGCACUGGCACUGUACGGUCGCCUUGGCUUUAUUAGGGCCAAGCGGCUCUUUCACUACUACUUGAAUGGAGUUGAUGCUUUCCGUCUGAAACUUCUAUUUCCCCGCCCAGAGUUGCACCCAACAACUCACCAUAUCAGAUAAAUGCAGGAGCCAAAUGCACAGUGAUCAUGGUGAUGGCCCCCUCCCCUGAAAGAAUGAUUUGAUUCCAUCGAUGAUUGUGUGCUUUUAGCGGAACAAGAAACCUUUUGAGCAUAUUGCUAUGUAAUUAGGUGCGCUUAUUAGUUAUCAUUAUUUUUUUGCAGAAUAACUCCUUUCUGUGAGUUGAAGUAUGAGCACUACUCAAUGAUCAGUUCUUUCAAAGAGCUGUAAUUCCAAGUUAAGUUUCUUCUAGCCUUAUGAUCAGUACACAAACAGAAUGACUUUAUUAUUUGCACUGACAGUAAUCCUUUGAUUUGUGCUUCACUUACUGUGGAUUUUGUUUUCUAGGGAAAACAAGAUAUUUAACAAAUUUGUUACGUAUGUGUAUGGAAAUAAAGUGAAUAGUCAUUUUGGUCCUUGAAAA